Chrysochloris asiatica (Cape golden mole) is the source of this 1097-nucleotide messenger RNA. RefSeq names its product coiled-coil domain containing 104 (gene CFAP36). Gene Ontology annotation, cellular component: ciliary base; axoneme. NCBI's taxonomy places the organism in Eukaryota, Metazoa, Chordata, Mammalia, Afrosoricida, Chrysochloridae. The record is from RefSeq and is a predicted model, not a curated record. The coding region runs from base 4 to 1029 and encodes 341 amino acids. The transcript has 10 exons.
GGGAUGGCUGCGGAAGAAGAGGAGGAGGUGGAGUGGGUGGUGGAGAGCAUCGCAGGCUUUCUACGAGGCCCGGACUGGUCCAUCCCCAUCUUGGACUUUGUGGAGCAGAAAUGUGAAGUUUUUGAUGAUGAAGAGGAAAGCAAAUUGACUUAUACAGAGAUUCAUCAGGAAUACAAAGAAUUGGUUGAAAAGCUGCUAGAAAGUUAUCUCAAAGAGAUUGGAAUUAAUGAAGACCAAUUUCAAGAAGCAUGCACUUCUCCUCUUGCAAAGACUCACACAUCACAGGCCAUUUUACAACCUGUGCUGGCAGCAGAAGAUUUUAGUAUCUUUAAAGCAAUGAUGGUCCAGAAAAACAUUGAAAUGCAGCUACAAGCCAUUCGGAUAAUUCAAGAGAGAAAUGGUGUGUUACCUGACUGUUUGACAGAUGGUUCAGAUGUGGUCAGUGACCUUGAACAGGAAGAAAUGAAAAUCCUGAGGGAAGUUCUUAGAAAAUCAAAAGAGGAAUAUGACCAGGAAGAAGAAAGGAAGAGAAAACAGUUAUCAGAGGCUAAGACAGAAGACCCCUCAGUGCGUGCUGGUGAAGUUACAAAGGUGAAUAACUUCCAAGGAGAUGGUGAACACUUUGUACAGCCACCCUCGGAAGUGAAAGCACAUUUUGCUCAUCAGUCAGUACAACCCUUAGCAAGAAAGCUGGAAGUGUUGCCUGAAUCUUCUUCCCUCCCACGAAAAAGCCCGAAGAUGCCUGGCUUAGAACAUGCAAGCAUGGAAGGACCAAUAGCGAAUUUAUCAGCACUUGGAACAGAAGAGCUGCGGCAACGAGAACACUACCUCAAGCAGAAGCGAGACAAGUUAAUGUCUAUGAGAAAGGAUAUAAGGACUAAGCAGAUAAAUACUGAGCAAACAGGAAAACCUGCUGGGGAGGUAGAGGAAAUGACAGAGAAACCAGAAAUGACAGCAGAGGAGAAGCAAACAUUAUUAAAGAGGAGACUGCUUGCAGAGAAACUUAAAGAAGAAGUUAUUAAUAAGUAAUUUUAUGAAAUAAAAGCAAAAGAGGUCACAUUUUCUUUAAAAUAUAAUAUUUAAACUCUUAAAUUGAG